UGACGUAAGCGGCCCGGAGCUGGGCGGGGCGGCUUGGGUUGGUGUCCCGGGCCAGUGCUGAAGGGAGCAGCGAUACCAAGCCGCAGUCUGUCCGACAGCACGCCAACAUGGGCAACGUCCAGCCAACAGUAGUACCAUAUCCCGAUUUCGACGUGGUCGCGGAUAUUAAAGCAAUACGCAAAGCCUGCAAGGGUCUGGGGACAGACGAAGAUUCCAUAAUCGACAUUCUGACCAACCGCUCUGCAGCUCAGCGAAUGGAAAUCAAACAAGCUUAUUUCGACAAGUACGACGAUGAGUUGGAGGAGGUCCUGAAGAAGGAGCUCUCCGGCAGCUUUGAGAAGGCCAUCAUCGCCAUGCUGGACCCUCCUCACGUCUAUGCCGCCAAGGAGCUGAGGAGGGCCAUGAAAGGGGCUGGCACAGACGAAGACGUGCUGGUUGAGAUCCUGUGCACCAGCACUAAUCAGGAUAUUCUAUGCUGUAAGGAAGCUUACUUCCAGGUGCAUGAGCGUGACCUGGAGUCGGACAUCGAAGGGGACACCAGCGGGGACGUGAGGAACCUGCUGAUGGCCCUGCUGCAGGCGAACAGGGAUGGAAGCUAUGAGGUCAAUGAGGAGCUGGCGGAGCAGGAUGCCACGGCCCUUUUCGAGGCUGGGGAAGGUCACUUUGGGACGGAUGAAUCCACCUUCAGCUACAUCCUGUCGCAGAGGAACUACCUGCAGCUUCAGGCCACUUUCAAGAUAUACGAAUCGCUCUCGGGAACAGAGAUCCUGGACGCCAUCGACAAGGAGGCAUCCGGGACCCUGAAGGACUGCUAUUUCACUCUCGUGAGGUGUGCCAAGAGCCCGCAGCUGUUCUUCGCUCGACGCCUGAACGCUGCCAUGAAGGGGGCGGGCACAGACGAGGACACCCUCAUCCGCAUCAUUGUCGGCCGCUCCGAGAUUGACCUGGAGACCAUCAAGGACAUGUAUCUGGAGAAAUAUGACGUGCCGCUGAAGGAUGCUCUGGAAUCGGAAUGCAGCGGUGACUUCAAACGGCUCCUCAUAGCCAUCCUCCAUUGAAGUCUGAUAGUGUGGCGCCCUCUAGUGGCAACCAACUCCAGGAUUCUGACUUCUAAUGCACGUGCUGCACAGACCUUUAAAACACACAUGGGUGGGAGUAGAAUCCCCCUGUUAUGUUUAAUUUUAAACAAAUAAUCCUCUUCCAUUCCUGGAAAUCCAGAUUUCAGCUUACUGUCCAAAAACUCCUUUAAAAAAACGUUACCAUUACUUUCUAUUUCCUGUCUGACUACCACUGUUGUAACACAACCUUAGUGUCACAGAACUGCACACCAUGCAUGUGUCACUAAAGGCACUCGUCCAGAUUUUCACCAGGUUAUGUCAAGUUAACGGUGUUGCACGGAGCACUCUGAUAACAAUUUCUUCACUGCCGACAUCGCCUGUCAUUUAGCAGCUACAACUGAACGGGUUUGCGUUCACGCCGACGACAUUUUCUUACCUCUUCAUCUUCAUACAUAGUGCUACGCUGCGAAAGGCAGCUCAGCACACAUUUCCUACCAGAUUUUAAACUUUGUGCCAUUUAAUUUCAGUCUAAGUAAUUAAUCUGUAGCAGCGGUGUACAUUAUAUAUGCAAUUGGGAACACUGUUAAGGCUCUUGAAACUAUGAUAAAAUAUUUCAUUAAGGCACUGUGGUAUUUAACUUCUUGUGUUUUUUUAUGUAAUUCCUCUUUACAGUGUUUUAUGCUGCAGUUUUCUGGGAUCAUAACACUGGCUUUUCUAAUGUGGUUUUCCUUGUAAUAUUUGUUUUUAUGCAAGACGUCUGAUUACCUAGGUGUAAUUUUACUAAGCUGCUAGUUAAACCGAAAUCUUACACCAGUCUGAGAGAGAGAGAGCAAUCCGCAGGGAGGCGCGCGCAUUGCGAGUUAACAAGCAUAUGUAUUGGGCCAGACUGAUUUAGUCUGUAUCGCCAAGUAUAGCCAAAGAUGUAAGGAUAUAACAGAACAAAUAAAAACCUGAUAAAAUCA
Molecule: messenger RNA, 2020 nt
Organism: Brienomyrus brachyistius
Lineage: Eukaryota; Metazoa; Chordata; Actinopteri; Osteoglossiformes; Mormyridae
Product: annexin A13-like
Exons: 11
Coding region: 108-1058 (316 amino acids)
Cellular component (GO): cytoplasm
Molecular function (GO): calcium ion binding; calcium-dependent phospholipid binding
Source: RefSeq, a predicted model, not a curated record